AUGCAGGGCGUAUGAGCAUAUCGUGAGCACGUCUCCAGCUGCACGAGCAGGAAUGGCUUUGCAGAACAGUCUAAAUCGAUUACUUUGUCUCUUUGAAUAUACAACAGUCAGAUAUGUGGGCACGCAGAAUAAGAAAAUCGGAUUUCUGUACAGAAUAUUUCAACUCGCUGUCAUGGGAUAUUUGCUUGGAUGGGUAUUUUUAAAAAACAAAGGAUACCAGGUAAAAGAUGACACUAUUGAGAGUUCUGUGGUAACUAAAGUCAAAGGAGUUGCACGUGUCAACACAACAUAUACAGAUUUUUGGGGACCAGAGGACUAUGUUUUCCCCAACCAGGGUGAGAAUUUUCUUUCUAUAAUGACCAGUUUCAUCGAGACACCAAACCAAACAUUAGGUAAUUGUUCAGAGAACCCCUCAGUACCACAUAACACAUGCUCUAAGGAUGAAGAAUGCACAGUGGGAGAGGCUGUUAGGGCUGGAAACGGAAUUAAAACUGGCAUUUGUUUAAAAAAAACAGACAAUGGCACUUGUGAAAUAUAUGGCUGGUGUCCCAUCGAAACACGCAGUGAUCCACACUCAGCCACUGUUGUAAGACAAGCUGAAAACUUCACCUUGUACAUAAGAAACUUCAUCAGAUUUUCCCUGUUUAACUUCUCAACAUCAAAUGUUUUAAAGGAAAACAGAAGAUUGUAUUUAAAGAACUGCUUGUAUAAUGAAACUGAUCACCCCUACUGUCCUAUUUUUCGGCUGGGAGAUAUUGUGAACAAAACUGGACAUAGCUUUGAAGACAUGGCUCGAAGUGGUGGAUCUAUUGGGGUUCUGGUUGAGUGGCGCUGCGACCUUGAUAAAUACUCAGAUUGUCGACCUAAGUACAGCUUUGUACGUCUGGGCAACUCGUCAGAAACAGGUGGAUUUAGCUUCAGAUUUGCUCGCUAUUUCACUGAUGCUGCAGGACAGAGGCAAAGAACACUUUACAAAGUGUAUGGAAUUCAUUUAGACAUCAUGGUAUUUGGAUCGGCAAGAAAAUUUAGUAUUAUUCCUACGAUUGUCAACAUAGCCUCUGCUCUGACUUUAAUUACUGCUGCUUCUUACGUCUGUGACAUUAUGCUACUGUACAUGAUGAAGAAGAGGAGCACUCACACAGAGUUGAAGCUUGAGAGAAUGACAACGAAUGACAGAGAAAUUCCAGUGGGUCUGAAGAGAAAAUUCAGUUUAUGAUACAAUAAUAGUAAUGGGAAAAGCUCCAUAUACAUCAGCAAAAAUAUAAGAUGAAGUUUAGUAAACGUUGUUUUUCAUUGCCUCUGUGGAAAUAUCUCAAUGCUAAGGUUGCUCCAUGAGAUACGAUCCUGCCAUGUAUUGCAAAUGAGGGAAUUGCUGGUUCUUAACCGCUAGUUUUAGAGGAAUGCUUAGUCUGUCAGCAUGGACUUCAGACAGAAAUGACUCAAUACAUGUAUUGCAUUAACUUCAGAAGGUCAAAUAUAUAAUUAAGUCAAUUAUAUUAGCAU
Messenger RNA from Labeo rohita (rohu), 1503 nucleotides. It is a transcript of the gene p2rx8, whose product is annotated as purinergic receptor P2X, ligand-gated ion channel, 8. The transcript is spliced from 12 exons. Gene Ontology annotation, biological process: response to ATP; monoatomic cation transmembrane transport. The record is from RefSeq and is a predicted model, not a curated record. Gene Ontology annotation, molecular function: extracellularly ATP-gated monoatomic cation channel activity; purinergic nucleotide receptor activity. The coding region runs from base 53 to 1216 and encodes 387 amino acids. NCBI's taxonomy places the organism in Eukaryota, Metazoa, Chordata, Actinopteri, Cypriniformes, Cyprinidae. Gene Ontology annotation, cellular component: nuclear inner membrane; plasma membrane.